AUGCGAACAUCUUUAUCUAAACAACGUUCAAAAAUAUACAUCCAUCGUCGUAAAAUAUUCAUAGCUGUUAAUGAACAAUCAACAAAAUCUAAAGGACGAAAACAACAACAUCAACAACAAUUAUUUAAUACAAAUUUAUCAUCAAUCUAUUCUUUAGUACCAACAGCACCGGCAACAGCAACAACACAAGCACCAUCAAUAUCUAAUAAAUUGUCUUUGGUUGAACAUAAAGCACAUGUACUGAAACUCAUUCACAAAUGGUGUUCGGAUAACAAAGAAAAUUUUCAUUUAGAACAUUUUGAUUUACAAGAAAAUUUUGAUUUUUUUUUAAAUAUUGAUUAUGAUGAAAGUUCUGAUGUUGCAAAAGAAUUAACAUUAAGUCGACAGCAGCAGCAACAAUCAACACCUGUUACAUUAACAUCUUCAAAUCGAUCAAAUACAUCAUCAAUAGAAGUAGCUGCUGUUUCACCAACUAACGCACAAACAACAACUCAAAUGGAUUCUUCAGCAUUACCAAAUGAAACUGUACAUAAUGGUGGUAAACGUCGUUUAAUAUCACAAUAA
Rotaria sp. Silwood1 is the source of this 564-nucleotide messenger RNA. Lineage: Eukaryota; Metazoa; Rotifera; Eurotatoria; Philodinida; Philodinidae. The record is from the annotation of a GenBank genome assembly.